Messenger RNA from Doryrhamphus excisus (bluestripe pipefish), 1656 nucleotides. RefSeq names its product stem-loop binding protein 2 (gene slbp2). Gene Ontology annotation, molecular function: mRNA binding; histone pre-mRNA stem-loop binding. The record is from RefSeq and is a predicted model, not a curated record. Lineage: Eukaryota; Metazoa; Chordata; Actinopteri; Syngnathiformes; Syngnathidae. Gene Ontology annotation, biological process: mRNA 3'-end processing by stem-loop binding and cleavage; mRNA transport. Gene Ontology annotation, cellular component: histone pre-mRNA 3'end processing complex; cytoplasm.
GCUGUGUCUAAUUAAAUAACCUGCUAAAAUGGAAAAUGCCGUCUGUUCGUCUGAAGCGAAGGCGCCAAAUUCAAAAUUGCCAACAUGUCAAGCAGCGGAGUGGAAACUCCAGUCCGGAGCCCGCUGCUCUCCUCCAGUUUCUGUUUCAGUCCGCGGCCAUGCGUUUGUGCAAAGGGCUGGUCGACGGCCAUGUGGAGUGGUCUCUCCGAACCUCUCCUGGCGUCUGCUGGAUGCUCGGCCCCAGAGCCUUGGCUCCUCCCGGGUUGCAGCUUUGUUUAUGACAGCCUGGUCAGUAACGUCUCUCCGAUCCCGACGUCUCCUGCGACAAUAGACCUGCGAGGGGAGAGAGUUAACAACAAACAACGCAGGCCAUCCAUCUUGGAGCGUUGCAUCCUCAAAGCGUCUACAAGCAAUAUCGCUGUAGGAACCGAUGAUCUGGAGAAAAGCAGAUCACCUCUGAGUCGCUGCUACCCUCGGAUCCCAGACCUGAGCAACACUGAGACCAACACGGCGGUUCUUAAGCGCCGACAGAAACAGAUCCUCUACGGCAAGACCACCAGCGGCUACCAAAACUACCUGCAGCAAGUGCCCAAACACUUGAGAGACCCCAAGCUCCACCCUUCCACCCCCAACAAGUACAAGAAGUACAGCAGGCGCUCCUGGGAUAUGCAAGUACGUCUUUGGAGAAGAGCGUUGCACCAGUGGGAUCCGCCCAGCCACACCCCGCCGGAGACCAUCGAUGCUCUUGACCCAGUGGAGCAACUGCAAAACCAGCUGGCAAGGAUGACCUCAGACUUGUGUGACGAUGGAGAGAACGAGAGAGAGGAGACCUUGGUGGCCUCCAAGGCUUCCUCUGUGUCCCCCUUGUCAGGCGAAAUGUCGUCGGGCAGCUGGAAUGUUCCACUAUCACCGGAGUCUGAGAGGAGCUGCCGACCUCCUCGCUCUCCCCCUGGCCUCAGCUGCUCCUUCAGGAUCCAGCUGACCAAUGACAAUGUGACUGACUGGCUCCGCCUCCAGCUGGAGGCUGACCAAGAUGGAGAUUUCGAUGUUGAUGACCAGCAGGUCCCUGUCGUUUUGGACCAGUUCUUAUGGAAUCCCUACUAAUUGUCCAUGGCUGUAACUAGUCUACUGGUGUCAUCAUGCAAUCAAGAUGCUGGAUAUAUCGUCUGUACUUUAAUCAUGUGUAUGUGUGUUUCAGUCUAUUGUAUUUUUAAGAACACUGAGGAUUUAAAAAUGAGAUUGGUGGGAGGGAUGUGAUUUUGGUCCUUGGCGGAGAUAGAUUUCCCAGCUGCUCUCACAGACAUCCCGGUGUUAACAGGCUGAGGUCGAGUUGACUCACUGACCCGAGCAUGUUUAUUUGCACUCCUAUGUUCACUGCACUUUUUUUUUUUUACCUGUGCCGUUAUCGUUCUUCUAACGUAUGCACUUAAGCUGCUAAUUUAGUAUUACACACUUUUGUUUUUCUGUCACUUUCUGGCCUCUUUAGAGGCUGCUCUUUUUUUCCCCUUUUUCUCGCCACGUUCACCUUUUGUGCUCUGAUCAGGCUUCUUCCAACCAUCUUUCCUUUUUAUUUGUUUCAUGUGUGCUGCUUUGAAUAUUGAAGGCAAAGCAGAACAAUGUGAGUGGAGUUAAUAAAGAUGUAAAUAAAGUGUUAAA